Molecule: messenger RNA, 2766 nt
Organism: Pseudo-nitzschia multistriata
Lineage: Eukaryota; Bacillariophyta; Bacillariophyceae; Bacillariales; Bacillariaceae
Source: the annotation of a GenBank genome assembly
CCCACACAAAUCCAAUAGCAUCAAGCUGUGCUCUUCUGGACAGACUAUUGCUAUUCCUCGCUCCAAGAUAAUCACCCCUGUUACGAAUCUUGUAGACUGAAUUUCCAAGCGAAAUCCCCCAGCAAGCUUUCGGCCAUCGAUUAUCGUCGUUUGGAACGACAAAAGUUGAUGGGACCAAUGUACUGCCAAAUAUGGCUUUGUAGAUGAUCAAGCUUUCUAAUAUCAAGUUCCACUCCGGUUGAAGCCUUUCCCAAACAAAACCUAUUCGAUUUAAUUCACUUACUCGAUCCGGCUGGUUUUUGACGUGACGUUGCCACCACCGCAUGGUGUAAACAGUUCCCGCCAAAUCGAUACCAUGCCAUACAGAAGGAUAUGAGGAAGAUUCGGGGACCACAAAUCGUCGUGGUAUUACUAGGUGGGAAUGUUCGUCGUGGAAGGCUUGCAGCGCUUGUAAGGUAUCUUCGAAUGGAAUAAAUAACCCGUUUGGACUGGUUGUCUUUUUGCUUCUCGAGCUGCCAGCGGUUGAAGUUUUACUGCGUUUCUGUUCUUUUCUAUUAAUCAUACUCCGAAGAAUCAUACUUGGCUUUUUCUUAGGCUUUCUCGGGAGUGACAACCAAAGCUCGUCCUCCCUACGAUCCAAAUCGUCAAAAUUGUCAUCGAAACCCGUAUUGAAUAUAGRAUCCUUUGCGUCGAGGCGAGGUUUUCUUCGGGCGUGUCGAUUUUUCAGCAUUUCUUGAACCCUGAUGUGAUCUUGGAGCGAUGUAGUAGCAGAGAUAGACUUUAAGCCAUCGUCUGACAGCAACAAUUUCUGCAUGCGUUCGUACUGCUUCUGCCUGCUCGAGUCUUCCGCCACCAUUCCAAGCGUGGUGAGCGGUGAAAAAACAGCGACAACGAUGGCCAACGCUUGUACCAGACGUAGCCGUUCAGUAACAAUGACGACACCCAUUGUAGUCUACUACAGUGGUUUCUGUUGUAGAGUUAAAUCUACCAAACGCAUUGUUUCAUCGUUAGAAUCUCCCGAUACGAGAUCUCUUCUGAGAAAUGUAAUGUCGAAUCUCGACUGUUGAUGAUUGCAAGGAGCAAGUUCGCUUUUCUGUCAGAAUUUGAGAGAAAAAGUAAACGUAAAACGUACUCGUACUUGUAAAUCGUUCUCGGAACGUAUCGUUGCGUUCGUACUACCGUAGUACGAGCCAUGAAGUGCAACAACUUCAUCGUUACGGUAGUUACGUAUGUACAAUACAUACCUUACAUAUGGUACUGUUACACUUUUAUUUAUCUUGCUUUUGUCAUUUUCGAUGACGACAACGACAAAGGAUUCAGUCGUCAGUCGUCGUCCAUUUCAAAACCAGUUCCAUGGCGCGAGAUGUUUUGAGAGUAGAAAACGUYGUCUAUUUUGGAUUCUGAUACGGUAAAGUACGUACUGACCGAUASGCAAACUACUCGUAUUUUACCGCAUUCAACAUCAUUUCUUGAGUUCUCAUCUGCUCUCUUCCCAUCCAAAGUAUCUCAGACUUCAAAUUUUGCAACCAAUUUUACGUAAAAUACCCAAUGGAUUCUCUAACUUUUGAAAACGUUUCGUGCGGCAUUGUUGCCCUCGCCGCUCUUAAUCUCUGUWUGAAGGCAGUGUCRAAUCUCUACAAGACAUUUCUCCGACCAGCGAAAAACUUCAAAAAGUAUGGAAAAUGGGCUGUUAUCACCGGAGCAACGGGUAAGUGCAGCGCCACGAACUUCUCCUCAGUCCGAGGAUUGACAAAGUCUUUUCGUUGUCGGAUGAAAAAAAUUGCGUCUUCCCUUGUCUGUAUUAUCUGCAACACGCACUUGUACUAAUUUUUUCGUGCUUGGGAACACGUCUGUUUUCAUGACGAUUGAUAGAUGGUAUCGGUAAAGCAUACGCCUUUGCCUUUGCUAAGAAGGGAAUGAGCAUCCUUUUGAUCAGUCGUACGGAGUCCAAACUACAGGAUGUGAAGAAAGAAAUCGAAGCGAAGAAUUACAGUGGAGUAGAAGUUUCCUAUUUGGUUUGUGAUUAUUCCAAGUUUGACAAAGCAGCACAAGAGAAGGUGGCUAAAGUUGUUAAGGAAUUGGAAGUCGGAGUCUUGGUUAACAAUGUCGGUGUUAGCUAUCGCUACCCCAUGUUCUUUCACGAGCUAUCCGAUAGCGAAGUUCAAGAUUUGAUGACCAUGAAUAUUGACAGUACCGUGUGGAUGACGCGAAUGGUGAUUCCGGGAAUGUUGGAGCGAAAGAAGGGAGCCAUUGUCAAUAUUUCAUCUGCUUCAGCCAUGUAUGAUUUGCCUCUCUUGGCGGAAUAUUCUGGCUCGAAGAGUUUCAUCGAAAAGUUUUCCCGUGCACUCAAUGCGGAAUACAAAUCCAAGGGUAUCACUUGUCAAUGUCAAAUUCCCUUUUACGUUGCCACCAAGUUGGCAAAGCAAAGGAAGAGUUUGAUGGUUCCCACUCCACCCGCUUUUGUUGCUAUGGCGAUCAAGUGGGUUGGUUACGGGGAUUGUGUUGUGUCUCCCUUUUUGUUGCAUGCAAUUCAAGGCUGGAUACUUGAUAUCAUGCCAAACUCUCUCGUGUCUAAAAUUAUUAUGAAUAUGCAUCUUGGAAUCAGGAAACGUGGUUUGAAAAAAGAUGCCGCCAAAAAAGACUGAAUUAUUUGUGAAAGUGGUGAAGAAAUGUCGGAAACAAAGAGCUUGCUCUGAAUGGAAUGAAUUCAUCGUAAAGUGCUUGAAGUGUUGUCAUCUUCUAAACUAUUAAAAAAUCAAUGGGUCA